Messenger RNA from Caenorhabditis elegans, 3568 nucleotides. It is a transcript of the gene ZK524.4, whose product is annotated as SNF-related serine/threonine-protein kinase. The transcript is spliced from 15 exons. Bases 9 to 3059 code for a protein of 1016 amino acids. NCBI's taxonomy places the organism in Eukaryota, Metazoa, Nematoda, Chromadorea, Rhabditida, Rhabditidae. The record is from RefSeq and is marked reviewed. Gene Ontology annotation, cellular component: nucleus. Gene Ontology annotation, molecular function: purine ribonucleotide binding; transferase activity; protein serine kinase activity.
AGUUCAGUAUGUCAAAUGCGCCUGAAACAGGCGCCCUCCGCCGAAAAUCAUCGUUGCACAUCAGGGAUACACGGAUUGCCGGACUCUAUGAUUUAGAGAAAACCAUCGGCCAAGGGCAUUUUGCAGUGGUUAAGCUGGCAAAACAUGUUUUCACUGGAGAAAUGGUCGCCGUAAAAAUCAUUGAUAAAACAAAGAUGGACGAAGCAUCAACGUCACAAAUUAUGAAGGAAGUAAGAUGUAUGAAGCUAGUACAACAUGCAAACAUUGUUCGGUUAUAUGAGGUGCUGGACACCCAAACAAAAAUAUUUCUGAUUUUGGAACUCGGCGAUUAUGAUUUACAUGAUUUUAUCAUCAAACACGAAAAAGGAGUGUGCGAGUCGUUAGCCCAGCAGUAUUUUUGUCAAAUCAUGACUGCCAUCGACUACUGUCAUCAGCUUCACGUUGUUCAUCGCGAUUUAAAGCCGGAAAAUGUGGUUUUCUUCGAGAAGCUUGGGAUGGUAAAGCUAACUGAUUUUGGAUUCUCAAAUAGCUACGAGCCAGGAGAGCAACUCAACACUUCCUGUGGAUCUCUCGCCUAUUCAGCCCCCGAAAUUCUUUUAGGAGACUCUUAUGAUGCACCAGCUGUUGAUGUAUGGUCAUUAGGUGUUAUUUUGUAUAUGCUUGUAUGUGGUCGACUUCCUUUUCAAGAAGCAAAUGAUUCAGAGACUUUGACAAAAAUUCUUGAUUGUAAAUAUUCGAUUCCAGAUGUUUUAUCCGAUGAAUGUAGAAAUUUAAUUCAAUCAAUGCUUGUUCGUGAGCCACAGAAGAGAGCAAGUCUCGAGAAAAUAGUAUCAACGUCAUGGGUUCAAGCUGGCGAUCGAGGUUUAUCAACGGCGAUCCCUUUAAUAGUUCGACACCAUCUUCCAACCUCCGCCCACGCAACAAUAAUCGAACAAAUGGUUGCUGGAGCAAUAGCAUCAGAAGAAGAUAUUCUUCGAUUCUUAGAGAACGAUGAGUACAAUUCAGUCACAGCGACAUAUUAUUUGCUUGCCGAACGAGUUCUCGCUUCGUAUCGGGAAGAACAAGCACGAGAGCUUCUUGCAAAACAUGUCGAAUGGGAUGAUCGUCCUGAUCCAAUAUCUGAUAAUUCUGGAGCAACUACAAGGAGCAAUAUAAAUUCAAGAUGUAGAUCUAGAUCAAAUUCCUGGAGAGCUCGACCUUGCUCGAUUUUAAAAGAAGAGAGCGAAGAAGAGUUGUCUUCUUAUCUGAGAUCCGCUAGUCGGCAAAGCAGCAGAUUCUACCCGUUGCACGAUUUUGUGUCGUCACCACGCAGUGCAAGUCGAUGUUGUAGUGCACAACUAUCACGUCAAAAUUCUGAAGAAGCGAUGAGCUUGAAGUCUUUGGAUAGUGAUUCGAUGCGUCCAACCACAUUCUACAUUCCAAAUUCUGCUGUUUCGACGACGAAUCCGACUACUCCAACAUCAGCCAUCAUAAAUCGAUUUGAUGAAGUUCUUUCACCGAUUGAUGAACGAGAAGGAAGUGAAUCGGAUCUUGUUCGAAAGAAUUUACGAAAGAUUGUUCUCAAUGAGAUAGUUGACGAUUCAUUGGCUGGAAGUGAUGAGCAUGCGAUUCGAAAAUCCAGUGAUAGUUGUUUGCAUGCCCAUCAUCAGUUGCUGCGUUCGGCAUCCGCCAAAAGACUUCUCAGAAGAAACUCAUCACCCUCCGUCUCAAUGUUCUCUGGAAUCACAAGAGAUCGUGUCAGUCCGCAAGCUGUGCAGGAACUUCUUGAUUUAAAUCGACUUGGAGGUGUUCGUGGACGAGCUGCCAGUCCAGAGAGUGUCCGCAGUAGUAGAUCACCAUCACCGCCUGCUUCGAGUAGUGGAAGAACAUCACCAGCAAUGUCCACAAUUUCAUCAAUGUCACGUCUGAAAGUAAGCGCAUCAAAUGUGACCAACAGUGGAAUGAGAAAACUCUCGAGUUCUCCACAUUUACUUGGAAUUUGUGAAGAGACUGAAGAUGGAAGCGAAGUUUUACAAUCAACGUCAAGCCGCCAUUUGAGAACUUUGGACGAUCGUGGGGGUCGAGCCAAUCGUUACAGAUCAGCUUCAACUGGGCUUGUGCAUCUGCCGAGUCGUCAUCACUCAGUUCACGCCACAAAAAGUUCUGCAGCUUCACUACUCACAACCCCUUUCGUCUCAAAACCUCAAGGAAUAACCCCAACACCUUCUAGUUCGAGCUCGACAUCAUUUGUUCAGUUCACACCGAAUACCUAUAGUGCUGUUAGAUCGAUUCGUCCACGUCAAGCUAUUGUUUCACCUGAUAUUUUGCGUCGUUACGAUCCUCAUCAACGUUUUAUAGUACGAUCAAAGAGAAGUACAUCUUGCUCUUCCUCUGAUGCAUCGGAUGAUGAUGAUGGUAGAAGAUUGACAAUGUUAUCUUCGAAAUGUGCAUCGAAAUUUGAUGAGAAAAAUAAAAAAGACGAUGAUGAUGAGGCAAACGGUGGAACAACGGGAAAACGUGGAAAUUCUGGAAGUGGAACGACAUCUCUUACUGUAACUGGUAAACAAUCUAAUAAUCAGUCUGGAAUAGCUCCACAAUCAAAUGAGAAAAGAUCAACACUCAAUGAUUCGGUACUUCCACUUCGACCAAUUCCUGAAAUGACUCUGCUUGAUCAGACGCUUACUUCACCGGAUUGUGCAUCAAUUCGUGACCGAAUCCUACACACUUCCUUAAGUACUCAAACUAUGAUUCGAAAAUGGACAGAAAUGGAUUCAUGGUACGGUACACCACCAAGAGAUUACGAAGAUCGAACUCACUUACACGAGAAGACCCCAUGGCUUCGAUGCCUUCGUCGAACUGCAUCAAGUCAAGAUUUAUUAAGAGAAAGUGACGAAAAAGCCACGAGUGAACAUGGAAAUGAUUCUGGAUGUUCUACAACAGAAAAAGACGGAGAACAUCAGUGUACAUCUCCACAGUUUAUACAACAAAAUAUGUAUAACGAUUCGAAAUUCUCAUUUCUGAAUACUUUGCCCAUGGAGAAAGUUGACCGAUGGCUACAAUGCGCCGAUUUUGUAUUUUAAAGGAAAAUGCAAAUUGAAUGAAAAUCAAUUUCAUUAAUAAUAUUUCUAGAAAAUUAAUUUUUCAUUUUUAAAUUCCGAUUAUUUUUAGACGUGCUUAUCCAAUCAGUCUACGAACUAGUUUCUUCUUCGCAGAACAUUCGAUUUAUUAAGUGAUCUUUAUAGUUUAUUUCUCCGAAUUUCCAGUCUUUCUUCAUUCUUUAGUCGUUUCUUUCCGGUUUCCCACUUUAAAAAGUUAUAUAAUCUUUUUUUCAGUAUUUUAGUCCCCUCAUAUAUUUCGUUUCUUUUUUAAAUUGCCAUGUUUUCAAAGCCACUUCAGCAUAGUUCUUAUAGUGUUUUUCUUUCUGUUUUUUCUCUCUCUCUCAAUCUGGUGACCAUUUUUCUCAGAAGAGCUCUUUUCCCCCACACUGUCGUUCGAGGUUUUUUCUCAAAAUUUUAAUUUUUAAUUUAAACUUGCAGCAGAGCUUAUCCAUCGUAUUAGUUUUAUCAUUUAAAUAAAUAACUUUUUUUCA